Anthostomella pinea is the source of this 2628-nucleotide messenger RNA. The record is from the annotation of a GenBank genome assembly. Lineage: Eukaryota; Fungi; Ascomycota; Sordariomycetes; Xylariales; Xylariaceae.
AUGGACUCGCAUGAUCACUCGGUCAUGGAGCAAGCCUCAAGUAGGCUUGCGGACCUCGCAAAACGCAUCUAUAUACCGUUGACAGCAACUAGUCCGGCAGGCUUGGUGGAAGCCGACACCGUCGACCCCUGGAUUCAAUCUGGGCAAUAUGCAAGGGGAUGGUCGUACUUUGCUAUAGCCCUUAUGCUCGUUGUGGUAUUUGUGCGAAUAUGGCACUGGUGGCAGGACAAGAUACGGCAGGCGAUCUACAAACAAGACGUGGAACAGCAUUACCGAGAUCUAUACAGCCUCGAUCCCGAAUACGCGAUAACUGGUAUGCAAACGAGCCAAACCAACAGGCACUUCUUUCCCGACGAGGGCGGAGAGAAGAAGGACUUCAAGCCAAAAACCGACUUUUCUGCAGUUGGGCCCGUACUCGACGCCCUCGCUCUGUUUAGAUGGGUCUUCUACCGGCCGAUCCCAGAUAUCGUGUGGCGCAAACAUCGAUUCACCUUCUCGUCGCUAGCGGUGUUAGGCAUUGGGUUUCUCGCAUUUGCGUUUGUGGCACUGUACACCUUUCUGAAACAACCCCUAUACUGGGAAAGCAUCCAGUACGGUUCCCCACCGAUGGCAGUCCGGGCGGGCAUGAUUGCUGUUGCGAUGACCCCUUGGAUUGUCGCGACAAGCAUGAAAGCCAAUCUGCUUACGCUAAUCACUGGUAUCGGGCCAGAGCGACUCAAUGUGCUUCACAGAUGGGCGGGAUAUCUCUGUCUCUUUCUCUCGCUCGUACACACUGUGCCGUUUUACGUUCAGCCUGUGUGGGACGAUGGCGGCAUGGUGGUCUACAAGAAACUGUUCCCUCAAGGGAGCGGCGUCAUCUAUGGGACCGGCAUUGCGUGCCUUGUCCCGCUGGUCUGGCUCUGCGUUGCUUCACUCCCUUUCAUUCGCAGAAUUGCGUAUGAAGUGUUCGUUACGCUGCACGUACCAGUUGGAUUCGUGUAUUUGGGCUGCUUAUUCUGGCACACCAAGAAUUACCUGCAGUCUUGGGAUUACUUGUACGCCACCAUCGCGAUAUGGGUCAUCUGCUACGCUAUGCGGUUAUUCAAGCUGAAUUGGAUCAAGCCAUGGCGAAUGUCGUUCAUGGUCGGGGACGAAGCAGCGAUUACUCUGAUGACCGAAAACGCGAUCAAGAUCACCGUCCCUACUCAGAUGAAAUGGAAGCCUGGUCAAUAUGUUUACCUGCGAAUGCCCGGCAUCUCAUUCUUCGACAAUCACCCCUUCACCAUAUCCUCCCUCUGCAGCGAGGACUUCCCUUCUGAAUACGGGGAGCAGUAUAGGGACUGUGUUGUUGUCUUCAAGCCAUAUGGCGGCUUUACCCGAAGAGUGUUGCAAACUGCCAUCGACAAGGGCCCUUUCCACACAUACCGAGCCUAUCUCGAUGGCCCAUACGGUGGGAUGCGUCGAGAACUUGCCGCUUUCGAUACCUGCAUCUUAAUCGCUGGUGGAAGCGGCGUUACAGCGUUGAUGUCGCAACUCCUGAACUUGAUCAAACGAAUGCGUGACGGAAAGGCCAUCACCAAGAAAGUAGUGGUCGUGUGGGCGCUGAAGCGACUGGAAUCAAUGGACUGGUUCCGAGAGGAAUUACGCAUCUGCCGCGACUCGGCGCCACCAGAGAGUGUGACGUGCAAGUUCUUCGUCACCUCGGCCGUGAGACAGUCCCGGAUUCCGCCCCAGCGCGAGCGGGCGCCCCGUCCUCUCAGCGGUGUCUUCCACGAUAGGUUGGAUAACUUCGUAGCCGGCAUCGCUUCCAAGCGCCAUUCACAUAUGAUCAACGACGAGGCGCAAGAUAAUCCCGAGUACGAGCGCGAGCUGCGCGCCGAGGACGAGGACAGGUUCACAGCACUACCUCAGCAGAAAUACCUCCAACCGCAUCAUAUCCCACCACACACGAACCGCAUGUCGGCCCAGGAGGACUCGUUGCGCAAGCUCGAGGGCCGCGAACAGAGGGAUGCGGAGGGUCUUUAUGAUGAAAUCCCCCCAGCUCCAUUAAACGGCUUUCCAGAAGACAAGCCGAAACGGGAGUUCCACUUCCCACCUCUGCAGACGCGACCCGAUCUGCAGCCACAUUUCAACUACGCACCACCUGCGCCAUCGCCGCGCAGAUUCCCGCCGCCCCCUGGCGCAGAAGACGCAGACGCCUCCGACGGCGGCGUGUCGCACGACAUGUUCCCGCGGCCACCCGAGUUCGCGCACCUGCGCACGACGAACCUGCCAGCAGCAGGCCAGGGCCAGCGGCCGACGUCGACGUUCGGCCCGCCGUCGGGGUUCGACUUCGGGUUCCCGGCGACGCCGACCGAGUUCCAAAAAUCCCUAAUGCGGUUCGCCUUUCCCGUGCCGCACCAGAUGGACGGCGAGGGCGGGUGGAGCGUCGAGUACGGGCGGCCGGACCUGGGCUACAUGCUGCGCGAGUGGACCACGGGCGGCGCGGACGGGCGGGGGAUCCUGGGGCGGCGCACGGCCGUGUUCGUGUGCGGGCCGCCGGGCAUGCGCGUUGGUGUUGCUAACACGGUUGCGCGCCUGCAGGCGGAGAUCUGGGGCGAUCCGCUGCUUGAGGAGAUCUUUUUGCAUACGGAGAAUUAUGCGCUUUGA